This is a messenger RNA of Ilyonectria robusta, 614 nucleotides long. RefSeq lists its product as uncharacterized. The transcript has a single exon. Bases 1 to 492 code for a protein of 163 amino acids. The record is from RefSeq and is a predicted model, not a curated record. NCBI's taxonomy places the organism in Eukaryota, Fungi, Ascomycota, Sordariomycetes, Hypocreales, Nectriaceae.
AUGGAGUACCUCAACAAGGAGAUCAUGGUAUAUUUUGAGACCAAAGGCCUAUCUACCGAUAUCCGAGAUGAUAGGAUUGGGCGCUACAUUUAUCGUCUAUGGCUCCGCCUCAUGGUGGACGACCACCCUUCCAGCGGCGAAGCUUCUUUGCCAAGGCAAUCUGCUUUGGAGAACAAGGCCCUCAGGAUAUUUCAGACCUGUUAUCAUUCCACCAGAGCCUUUGUGACGGGAUAUCCGCCCACCUGGACGACCCAGUCAAAUUCUACCCCCUUGCGCGGCGAACCGACCUACGGGACAACGUCAAUGUCAUUAGCACAGGGCAGCCGCAGCUUUUUAGCCAGCCCCGACAACGCGCCUCUCGCACCCUAUGCCGAUAUGAGAACGACAUACACUGUCAAUAGCGCAGAGAAUUCCCUCCAAAGAAGGGGUCUCGACUCAACAAGUCUUCAAACAGUAUCCUACGAAGCUACAACGUGGAUACCAAUCGACUAGCCUGGUGCCAGGCCUACCCCAAGGGAGAUAGCGACAGCCAUAUCACCCUCACAAGAUCCGAUGACCAUGGUGGUAUUAUUUUCAUCGAUGAACUCAGGCGCGAAAACGAUACGACGUUAAAG